Messenger RNA from Diaporthe citri, 471 nucleotides. RefSeq lists its product as uncharacterized. The record is from RefSeq and is a predicted model, not a curated record. Bases 1 to 471 code for a protein of 156 amino acids. Lineage: Eukaryota; Fungi; Ascomycota; Sordariomycetes; Diaporthales; Diaporthaceae. The transcript has a single exon.
AUGCCUACUGAAGAUCUGCGCAAGAGCCUUGCCAAGCCCAAGGUUGAGGAGUUACAGCGCCUCGACAAUGACCGCCCAACGACAAACCAAAACUUCAAGAACUGGAACAAGGCCCUUGAGGCGUGCGCAAAUGGCUGGAGGAUGCCGAGGCCUCGCUACCAGGUCGUAGUCUCCCCCAACAGCCUGAUCUCAACGCCGGAGAAAUUGCAGGACAUCGCCGGAAUGACUGCACCACCCAAAAUCAUCAACACCACCUACACUACCUUGAACGGCGACCGAGACGAUGCUCAUCUGCAGGCAUAUGGCAAGCCCGAGGAGGUCCAGGUCGGCGAGGUCAGCUGGCCUGAGCUUGUCGAGAUCAGAAAUAAGACGGAGUGCGAUCAUUGGUUGUUUGUCUGGGUUGAUGGAAAGGUUUCCGGUGCCACCCUCGUCAAGUCCUUCAAGACGCGCGACAAGAAUGAUCAGUGGUAG